This is a messenger RNA of Caenorhabditis briggsae, 666 nucleotides long. RefSeq names its product Protein CBR-CRLS-1 (gene Cbr-crls-1). The record is from RefSeq and is a predicted model, not a curated record. Lineage: Eukaryota; Metazoa; Nematoda; Chromadorea; Rhabditida; Rhabditidae. The transcript has 4 exons. Bases 1 to 666 code for a protein of 221 amino acids. Gene Ontology annotation, molecular function: CDP-diacylglycerol-glycerol-3-phosphate 3-phosphatidyltransferase activity; cardiolipin synthase activity. Gene Ontology annotation, biological process: cardiolipin biosynthetic process. Gene Ontology annotation, cellular component: mitochondrion; membrane.
AUGCUGAGCUCCCGACGUUUUCAAGAGGAAAAAGCUCCAAAAGUGAAAAGUCUUCCACCAGAAGAACGAGGCCGAUACAAAGUAGCCACAAUUCCAAAUGCGAUUUGCGCCGGAAGAAUUGCAGCUACUCCACUAAUUGGCUAUCUAGUCGUUCAACAUCAUUUCACUCCAGCGUUUGCUCUUUUCACAGUUGCUGGAGCUUCGGAUUUGCUAGAUGGAUGGAUUGCUCGAAAUGUUCCUGGUCAAAAAUCUCUGCUAGGAUCCGUACUGGAUCCAGUAGCUGAUAAACUUCUCAUCUCCACAAUGUUCAUCACAAUGACACAUGCCGGACUCAUUCCUUUACCCCUGACCUCAAUUGUGAUUCUUCGUGACGUGUGUCUCAUCGCCGGUGGCUUCUACAAACGGUACCAAGUGAUGAGUCCCCCGUACUCACUGAAUCGAUUCUUCAAUCCACAAGUUUCUUCGAUGCAAGUCGUUCCUACUAUGAUGAGCAAGAUCAACACCGUACUCCAACUGUCACUGGUCGCUCUCGCCCUGGCAUCCCCAGUUUUUGACUUCUCCGUCGCCGCCAACGAAGCGAUUUUCGCUUUGGGAUGCGCCACUGCCGUCACUACCGUAUACUCGGGGCUACAGUAUGCCAGUGGAAAGGCCAUCAAAAAACUUUGA